ACAUGGACACAAGAAGUGAUGAUAGAAUAUUGAUAGUGGUACCGUUUCAUCAUGCUUACGGAUUGGGUUUGCUGUUACUCGGUCUUUUCGCGAACUGUACCUUGAUCAUAAUGCCGACCUUCGAGCCGCAACUCUUCCUAACUCUGGUGCAGGAAUAUAGGAUCACUUAUCUGCCGGUGGUGCCGCCAAUCGUGAUGUUUCUGGCGAAACACCCGUUGGUAGAUAGGUACGAUUUUUGCAGCGUGAGAGAACUUCUGUCCGCAGCGGCACCACUUUCAAAGAAUUUAUUACAGCAAGAGAAGCAGCCUUCGGCGGGACUAACAAUAAGUGCCGGAAGUGAGUUCUCGAUGCUGCAGCUGCU
Molecule: messenger RNA, 361 nt
Organism: Wasmannia auropunctata (little fire ant)
Lineage: Eukaryota; Metazoa; Arthropoda; Insecta; Hymenoptera; Formicidae
Product: 4-coumarate--CoA ligase 1-like
Exons: 2
Molecular function (GO): CoA-ligase activity
Source: RefSeq, a predicted model, not a curated record